Molecule: messenger RNA, 5286 nt
Organism: Hemiscyllium ocellatum (epaulette shark)
Lineage: Eukaryota; Metazoa; Chordata; Chondrichthyes; Orectolobiformes; Hemiscylliidae
Gene: prdm10
Product: PR domain containing 10
Exons: 24
Coding region: 276-3761 (1161 amino acids)
Biological process (GO): regulation of transcription by RNA polymerase II; cell fate commitment
Cellular component (GO): cytoplasm; nucleus
Molecular function (GO): RNA polymerase II cis-regulatory region sequence-specific DNA binding; DNA-binding transcription factor activity; histone deacetylase binding
Source: RefSeq, a predicted model, not a curated record
CGUUCUGAGGUGAGCACCGGCCGCUAUUUACCGACGGAGCCGUGGUUGGGAGACUCUGGUCGGGCUUGUUAGUGUGUCCCCGGAUGGUUCUUGUUGCGGGUGACCAGAACUGGACAAAGUACUCCAGAACAGGCCUCACCAACAUGCUGUAGAACCUCAACAUGACAUCCAAACUCCUGUAUUCAAAAAUCUGAAGCAGUAUUAAGCUGUCUCAAUAUGCCUGAUGGAGAUAUGUGAAAUUGUGUGCUGAAGCUCUGGCUCUGUGAAUCUUCCUCAUGGCUUCUGGUAUGGAGUCGAAGGCUGAGGGUCCUCCUGUCUGGGGUACAACAUCUGAACAGGAUCAGACAGCUGGCCAGGUACAUUUUGUUCCGGAGAGCAAUGCGGUUGCUCAGAUUGUUUACACAGAUGAACAGGACCGACCGCCACAGCAGGUGGUUUACACAGCGGAUGGCACAUCAUACACGUCUGUGGAUGGGACAGAACAUACACUGGUGUACAUUCAUCAGUCUGAUGGAGCACAGACUGUUUUCACAGAUCAGUCCCAGGUUGCGUACAUCCAACAGGACGCAACGACCCAGCAGGUGACGGUUCUUCUGCCUACUAACCAGAAUGUGACUGGUACCAACCUGGCAGUCCUUGGCAGUGUGACGGAGGCACAGCAGCCAAUGACUGAGAGCAAUUCUCAGGCUCUAUUACCAGUGUCAAAUAAUGGAAUACAUCAGAUAACAGGAGACAACAAUUCUGUGCAGCAAAUUCCAGAAGCAAUGGACUCAGCUGAACCAGACCUGGACUUUGAAGAAGAAGAGGAUGAGGAAGAGGAAGAUGAUGAUGUAGAUUCUUCUGAUGUUGAUGAUUGGGAGCCAGGUCCUCCAAGGCCCUUUAAUCCUUGUGAUUUAUGGUGUGAGGAUUGUAAUAAAGCUCAUCCAUCUGCAUGCCUCAAACAUGGUGCCCUGCAUUGCAUUCCAAAUCGGCCCGUCCUAAGCCGUGCCAGGGCCAGUCUGCCACUUAUUCUCUACAUCAAUCGAUUUGCUGGUGGAAUCUUCUCCAAGAGACGCAUUCCAAAGCGCACGCAGUUUGGCCCUGUAGAGGGUCCAUUAGUUAAGCAGUCUGAGCUCAAGGAUAACUACAUUCAUUUAAAGAUUGCUAUGGGAGUAGGAAGGGAGGAUUGUAAAGAUGAGGAGAAACCUGCUGACCUAUGGUUUGAUUUGUCUGACGAGAACUUGUGCAACUGGAUGAUGUUUGUGCGUCAAGCACAGAACCAUUUGGAACAGAACCUGGUUGUGUACCAGUACGGCAAGAAUCUCUACUUCACCACCAUCAAGCAUAUUGAGCCAAAACAGGAGCUCAAGGUGUGGUAUGCAGCAUCAUAUGCAGACUUCGUGGAGCGGAAGAUUCAUGACAUCUCUGAAGAGGAACGGAAAGUUCUGAGAGACCAGGAAAAGAACUGGCCUUGCUAUGAGUGUAAUCGUCGCUUCACCAGCUCUGAACAGCUCCAGCAACAUCUCAACAUGCAUGAUGAGAAGUUGGAUUUCUUCAGCAGGUCAAAAUGUAGAGGUCGUGGCCGGGGCAGGCGGCGGUUUGGUCCAGGGAGGCGACCAGGACGUCCACCAAAGUUCAACCGUCAAGAAUCAACAACGGAACAGAGUCAGCAGACGUUGCAGUUCGCUAUGAAGCAUCACUUUGAAGACGCUGAUGAGCCUGUGGCCAAUGGAAUGGAUCAAGAGGAAGAUUCUGCGAUCGUCUCUGAACAGCCAGAAAAUGAUUCCAGUGUCGCUAAUAACACAGCAUCCACAGGCCCUGGAGAGGAAUUGUGGCGCAAUAAAAGGAUACGGAAUGCUGCACUUCAUCAUCUCUUUAUACGUAAAACAUUUCGACCAUUCAAAUGCCUACAUUGUGGGAAAGCUUUUCGGGAGAAGGAAAAGUUGGAUCAGCACCUGCAUUUCCAUGGGAGGGAAGGCAACUAUCCACUUACCUGUGACAUCUGUAACAAAGGCUUCAUAAACAGUUCGGCACUUGAUUCGCACAUGAAAUUCCACUCGGAUCAGAAAACAUAUUCCUGCAUUUUCUGUACUGAAUCUUUUGAUAGACUUGACCUACUCAGGGAACAUGUCACCAUUCAUGUUACUAAUGGCUGUUUCACCUGCCCUUCCUGUAAAAAACAAUUCCCAGACUUCAUUCAGAUAAAGAAGCAUAUUCGCAGCUUCCAUUCUGAGAAGGUUUACCAAUGUACAGAAUGUGACAAAGCCUUCUGCCGGCCAGACAAGCUCCGACUACACAUGCUGAGACACUCAGACCGCAAAGAUUUCCUCUGUUCCACGUGUGGCAAACAGUUCAAAAGGAAGGACAAGUUGAAAGAGCACAUGCAACGGAUGCACAAUCCUGAACGGGAGGCCAAGAACGCCGGCCGCAUCCACAAGUCCAAGCCUUUCAAACCCAAGAUCCCCUCCACUGAUUAUGAGAGCUUCAUGUUCAAGUGCCGAGCCUGUAUGAUGGGUUUCCGGAGGCGUGGGAUGCUGGUGAAUCAUUUGUCAAAAAGACACCCAGAUAUCAGAAUAGAUGAUGUGCCAGAGUUAACAUUGCCUAUCAUUAAACCAAAUAGGGACUAUUACUGCCAGUACUGUGACAAGGUGUACAAGAGUGCCAGUAAGCGUAAAGCCCAUAUCCUGAAGAAUCAUCCGGGGGCUGAACUUCCCCCAAGUAUCCGUAAACUGCGACCUGCAGCUCCAGGGGAGCCUGAUCCAAUGCUGAGCACACACACGCAGUUAAAAGGCACCAUCGCCACUCUCCCUGUUUGCUGUCCACAUUGCUGUAAACAAUACAGCAGCAAGGCAAAAAUGGUGCAACAUAUCCGCAAAAAACAUACAGAUGUUCUACAAGAGAAUCCGAAUGCACUUCAGACACUUCCUGCACAAACACCGAUUGUAGCCACUGUGAUUAGUGCAGCACCAACUGUCGUGAACACUGAUGGCUCUGCUGGGGACACAAUUGUGACAACUGAUCUGCUGACUCAGGCGAUGAGCGAGCUGUCACAGACGCUGACAACAGAUUACCGCCCACCUCAAGGAGAUUAUCACCGUGUGCAAUACAUUCCUGUCUCUCAACACAUCCAACCAGUUCAGGGGCAGCAGCCUCAGCACAUCCAACUCCAGGUGGUUCAGGUGGCACAGGCAUCCUCCCCCCAACAGAAUCAGCAUUCGACUGUAGAUGUCAGCCAGCUGCAUGAUUCUCAUGCUUUCAGCCAGCAUUCUGUUCAAGUCCAGCAUGUCCAGGUGCCUGAUCAGUCCACUGCCAUAGCCUCCACUGGAUCCCAGGCUGGAGGAGGUCAGCCACUGAGCCCUUCUGCGCAGCCUCCCCAAGAACUCAGUCCUUCUCAGAUACAGGGUGGAACAUCAACACAAAAUCCAGUGUUACAGCAACAACCAGCAGCUUCUGUACAGCAUACUUACCUUCCUAGCACCUGGGGAUCCUUUCGCAACUACUCCUCUGAGAUUCAGAUGAUGACCAUUCCUCAGACCCAGUAUGUUAUCGCAGAAGGUCCUGUAGCAACAGUAAACAGUGGCCAGGUGAAAGCUGUGACACAGACCCACUAUGUGAUAUCAGAAGGUCAGCCUGAGCUGGAUGUGAAGCAGAAUGCUGCAGUGCGAUUAGGUGUGCCUCAGACACAGACUGACACCACCCUACAGCAGCCAAAUGCACAAUUCAUCAUUACCUCAACAGCAAGUGGGAAUGGAAGUACUGAGGUGCCAAUCACAAAACCUUAGCAGUUAUUUACCAGAAAGAAAUCCUCUCCAAAUUCAUACUGACCCCACUGGGUGUGGAGUUACAACUUGUGGCAUGCAUUUUAUAAACAGAAAGAGAGAGAGAACAGCGCAGAGACUGUUGUGCUUACAGCUUUUCCCUUCCACAUAUCAUACCCUCCCAGCAUCACCUAACCCUCUGAGUGAAGCAUUAUUAGCAAGAAUCAGGAGAUUAGGGUUUUUCACAUUGAUAGUGUGGGCUCAGCCAGAUGGUGCCAAGAAUGGCAUUGCUUAGGAAUCAAACCCAGUUUUUAAAGAAAUUACUUGAAGGAAACGGAAAGCAAAAACAUGGGGAAAGAACGAUGAAGUGACCAGCUCUGUUCACAAAUCCUCAUCUGAUCACUUUUGGCCAAGUGAGCUGUAUGUCACCAAACUACCAGGAAUGUCUACAAGAGACUAGACUCCAGGUGAACUCCCGGAGGACAUAAAUCAGAGGUUUCAUGCUGAGAACUUGAUAUGAUCCACCAGGAUUCUUGUAAAGCUGCAGAGGUGGAAGGACAGCAGGCUGGUUCUUGAAACAUGAACACUCUCAGUGAGCUACAGUGUUCAGGCAAGGUUGUGACUGAAGAAUACCAGGAAAAGUAUUACUGGAUUGUAUGUGUUCUCAAGCUGAGAGAAAGAGAGCUCUGUAUACCGCUUGUGUUCUUCUCUAGGUCUGUUUUUCUAUAACUGUAGAGGGAAGAGAACGAUCCAAUUAACUCAAAACUGACACAAAUACAGCAAGCACACUAGCAGCCCAGUGCAUGCACACGGGAAGAGGCACCCUCUGUUCACCUGCUACAAACAGACUAAGGUGGAAAAGUUUGUGAAUGAGAUUUUAAUGCUUUAUUAUUUAAGAGUUUAAGUUCACUGUAAAUUUCUGUGGUUGUAUCAUUAGAGAAACUGUGCUCUACAAACAAGUGUUUAAAGAUCAAUAAAAAUAUAAACCAGACAGUGCUCCUCUCCCCAGCACUCAUCCUGCCCCAAUGCUGCUUCACCUCCAAAAUGAGGAAGGAGUCAGGAUACUGCAGGGGAGUGGGCAGGGGCAGGAAUCCAGAAUCAGAUCUCUUCGAAUUGCGCUGCUUUGGCACACCAUUUUGAAAAGUGAAAUCUCCCCAGGUGUCAUUGGGAUUUUGUUUUGCAGAAUUGCUGUGUAGUGAUACAAGACGAGUGCUGAUGUGCUGGAAAUGAAACUUGAUUCUGAUGCACUAAGAAUGGGCCAGGACUUCUAUCAACUGCUUUUCUGCUCCUUUCAAUAAAUAGGGACUAAGAUGGUUACACUUCCACUGUUGAUUACUGCUAAGAUGUUUGGUCUGUGUGACAAUUUCACUGAUAUAUGAUUUCUCGUAGCUUACUCCUCAAUUAACUCCAGUUGUGUUUGCCCAUGGUUUGAGAUAUCAAUUACCCUGAUUACUAUUAGCACUUACUGUGGUCUCAAAAUUGAAAAACAUUACAGCAGACCUUGUUUUAAGUUUCAAAUAUCAAGACAUUUACUUAGUAAAAAAAAUGA